Messenger RNA from Lemur catta (Ring-tailed lemur), 1952 nucleotides. RefSeq names its product beta-1,4-galactosyltransferase 4 (gene B4GALT4). The transcript has 7 exons. The coding region runs from base 175 to 1209 and encodes 344 amino acids. Gene Ontology annotation, molecular function: glycosyltransferase activity. Gene Ontology annotation, biological process: carbohydrate metabolic process. The record is from RefSeq and is a predicted model, not a curated record. NCBI's taxonomy places the organism in Eukaryota, Metazoa, Chordata, Mammalia, Primates, Lemuridae.
AGUGCUCGCUCGGCGAGGCCGCGGCUGGGAUAGCUGGAAGAGAUCUACUGGGCAAAAGCAGGCAUUGCAUCUUCAGUUGUCAUCAAGUUUGCAAUCAGACUGGAAAAGUUUAACUUGAAGCUUUCUUGCCUACAGUGAAGCAGAGAGAUACCUACUAUUCACAUAAUAAAAGACAUGGGUUUCAACCUAACUUUCCACCUUUCCUACAAAUUCCGAUUACUGUUGCUUUUUACCUUGUGCCUGACGGUGGUUGGGUGGGCCACCAGUAACUACUUUGUGACUGCUAUUCAAGAGAUUCCUAAAGCAAAGGAUCUCACGUUUAAUUUCAAUAAAACCCUAGCUUUGGAGAAAGAAGAGACUGUGACUAAUGAAGCAUCCAUGAAAAAGACAGAACUUGACAACUGCCCUCCUAUGUCUCCACACCUCAGAGGCCAGAGCAAGCUCAUUUUCAAACCAGAUCUCACUUUGGAAGAGGUACGGGCAGAAAAUCCCAAAGUGUACAGAGGCCGGUAUCACCCCGAGACAUGUAGGGCUCUGCAGCGGGUCGCCAUCCUCAUUCCACACCGGAACAGAGAGAAACACCUGAUGUACCUGCUAGAACAUCUUCAUCCCUUCCUGCAGAGGCAGCAGCUGGAGUAUGGCAUCUACAUCAUCCACCAGGCUGGGAGUAAAAAGUUUAAUCGAGCCAAACUCUUGAAUGUGGGCUAUCUGGAAGCUCUCAAGGAAGAAAACUGGGACUGCUUUAUAUUCCACGAUGUGGACCUGGUGCCCGAGAAUGACUUUAACCUUUACAAGUGUGAGGAUCAACCAAGACACCUGGUGGUCGGCAGGAACAGCACUGGGUACAGGUUACGUUACAGUGGAUAUUUUGGGGGUGUUACUGCCCUAAGCAGAGAGCAAUUUUUCAAGGUGAAUGGAUUCUCUAACAACUACUGGGGAUGGGGAGGCGAAGACGAUGACCUCAGACUCAGGGUUGAGCUCCUUAGAAUGAAAAUAUCCCGGCCACUGCCUGAAGUGGGUAAAUAUACUAUGAUCUUCCAUACCAGAGACAGAGGCAAUGAGGUGAAUAUAGAACGGAUGAAGCUCUUACACCAGGUAGCACGAGUGUGGAGAAAAGAUGGGUUGAAUAGUUGUUCUUAUAAAUUACUGUCUGUGGAACACAAUCCUUUAUAUAUCAAUAUCACAGUGGACUUUUGGUCUAGUGUAUGACCUGGAAUCUUCUAGUGACAUUUGGAAGAACGGAUUAUGUGACUGCAAUAAUUUUGGCCUAGAGACUUCUCCUAGUAGCACACAUUCAGAACCUGUUACAACUAACUAUUGGGCUGAAUUUUUCCUUUUUAUAUUUUCUUAGCAGAUAUGGAAUGUAAAACAAUUAUAGCAAGGUAGCUUUCUUAGUUGUUUUUGUCAUGAGGGUUAAAUAUUGUGGUAUGGAUACUUAAAGGACUAAAUAUAAAAGGACAACUCAAAGGAUAUAAUGAAGGCUACUUGAGAACUCUGGUUGAAGGAGAUUUAUUUACAUUUGAAGUGAUAUAUUAUGGGGUAAAAGGCCACAGGAAAUAAGAUUACUGAAUGUCUCAGAGAACCAGAACUGUUCUCGUUGGAGGAAGAAAGGUACGAAGAUGUGUUUCUGUUGCUCAUUUGUCCUGCAUGGUCUUCUGUGAAGUGGUGGGUCCCAGGUGAGAAGAAGGCCACAGAAGUGGGGAGAAAGGUGAAGAAUGAAGAUGCGGUGACCUUGGGGAUGAAGAGGCAGCAGCCAGUGUGAUGGUUGCUGCUGUUGCUACUCUGCAGUAAUAUGCCUUCCAGCAUAGCCCAGCAGAGAACACACUAUCUACUAGUUUUUAAGAAUUUUUGUAAAAUGAUUUUAUAUAUGUAGGAUAUGAAUUAGCAGUUUACAAAUUAAUACAUCUAUAAAAUACCUCUGUGGUAAAAUAUAAAAAAGCUUUGAGUACUCA